CCCUCCAUGCAACACACACACACACACACACACCACCCCACCCCCAUAUUUGGACGGCGCAUACAUAGCUAAAAACGAAGUACAGUGCAACGCCAUAAUUCACUAAUACAUCAUAAAUCGUUGAAAGUACCCGCGUUAUAACGACCAGGAGAAAUCUAACAAAUCAAGCGCCCUGUAGUACUUAACUGUAAGGCUGCAACUCUCUAAAACAACCUAAAUGAGCUCUUACUUUGUAAACUCGUUCUCGGGGCGCUACCCAAAUGGCCCCGACUAUCAACUGCUAAAUUAUGGAGCCAGCAGCGGCGCGAUGAACGGCGGGACGUACAGGGACUCUUCCUCCGCCACCAUGCACCAUGCGACGGGCUCGUAUGGCUACGGCUACAAUGGCAUCGACCUGACCGUCGCCAACCGGGGAGGAGGGAGCAGCAGCGCAGGCAACACCGGAGGACACUUCGGAGGCGUCGGGGACUCCCGGGGCUUCGGCUCCCCGACCCCGGAGAGGAGUUUCAGACAGCCGUCCAGCUGCUCCCUCGCCUCAGCCGCAGACUCCCUCCUGUCACCCGGCAGUGGAGACACCAAACUGGGCGCACAGAGCUCCUCUCCCCGCUCUGAGCAACCAGGAAGCGGUAAUCUCAGCUCUCCAAACCUGUCCUCGAACUCUUCCAGCGGUGGUUGUGGUGGUGGUGGUGGCGGCGGUGGAGGCGGAGGCGGCGGCACGGCGCAGCAGCGCUUCACGGAGCUCGACGACGCGUCGCCUGACAUCGACGAUUUGCACCACAGCCGGGACGCCGGCCACGGCGGCAACCCGUCCUCCAGGACCGGACACACGCAUCCCAUGCAGAAGCAAGAGGGCAGCAGCGGCGGCGGCGGCGGCGCGGCGGGACCAGCCGCCGGCAGCACCGCGGGCAGCGAGGCGCAAACACCACAGAUAUUCCCCUGGAUGAGAAAGCUGCACAUUAGCCAUGAUAUGACGGGCCCCGACGGGAAACGUGCGCGGACAGCGUACACCCGCUACCAGACGCUCGAGUUGGAGAAGGAGUUCCACUUCAACCGGUAUCUGACGCGGCGGCGGCGGAUCGAGAUCGCGCACACGCUCUGCCUCACGGAACGCCAGAUCAAGAUCUGGUUCCAGAACCGCAGAAUGAAGUGGAAGAAGGACAACAAACUGAAAAGCAUGAGCCUGGCCACUGCCGGCAGCGCUUUCCAACCCUGAAGAAAGUCAAAAUACAAACCAAACCAUUAAUAGAAAACAGCAACAAAAAAGAAAAAGAAAAUGAAAAAGAAAAAGAAAAAAAACAUCCGUCCAUCAUUUGUGGAAACGUCACAGCCAGGUCGCACAGGCUUCCCUACCAAAAACGACUGUAGGUCUAUAUGAAAUGAAGAAAAAAACUGACAAAAGUGGAGAAGCCUGCGGAGAUUUGAGCUGAAGGAGAGAACUAAAAAAAAUAUCACUAAUUCCACACUGUGAUUUAAAAAGACAAACAAAAAACACUUUCUAUCAUCAGAGUACUGUUCUUUGUUCGGCAUGUUGG
Molecule: messenger RNA, 1532 nt
Organism: Solea senegalensis (Senegalese sole)
Lineage: Eukaryota; Metazoa; Chordata; Actinopteri; Pleuronectiformes; Soleidae
Gene: hoxb5a
Product: homeobox B5a
Exons: 2
Coding region: 218-1213 (331 amino acids)
Biological process (GO): anterior/posterior pattern specification; regulation of transcription by RNA polymerase II
Cellular component (GO): nucleus
Molecular function (GO): DNA-binding transcription factor activity, RNA polymerase II-specific; RNA polymerase II cis-regulatory region sequence-specific DNA binding
Source: RefSeq, a predicted model, not a curated record